Messenger RNA from Mizuhopecten yessoensis (Yesso scallop), 3482 nucleotides. RefSeq lists its product as uncharacterized. NCBI's taxonomy places the organism in Eukaryota, Metazoa, Mollusca, Bivalvia, Pectinida, Pectinidae. Bases 164 to 2176 code for a protein of 670 amino acids. The transcript is spliced from 11 exons. The record is from RefSeq and is a predicted model, not a curated record. Gene Ontology annotation, biological process: signal transduction.
CAGCCUAUAGAGACCAUAAAUAAACAGUGGAGAGAGUUCAUGACGUAUUGACCGUAAGGACAUUUAACUCGACUUGAUGGAGGUCAGGUGAACGAGAGUGAUACACACACUGUAAGAUGGUAACCUGGACUUAGAUUGGAACAAUCGACACGUACCGUUAACUAUGGCAUCCAGCAGCAACCUCGACGAGUAUAUGGCCAAGAAAAAAAAUAUGAAAAGAACGCUUUCAAAUAUUACGCAAUUGGAGAAUAAAGUUUUCACGCAGCCUCCGAGAUACGAGAAUGACACUGAGUUUUUUAAAUCAGUCAUUCUUAAAACUCAGGAAAGACUAUUGUCUAUAAUAAAGGACCCAAACUUCGGACCGGAUAAAAACCGCGUAUUUUGUUCUGUCGCUAGAAAAUUCCUUGGCGAUCUGAACAAUCUUAUAUAUUAUACAGCAACAACAAGGAAGGAUAAGUUUGAGACAGGUAAAAUCAUUGGAGACGAAUUGGUAGAAAAUUCGACGAUAACAUUUUUUUGCAAGACGAUACUGAAAUCCGAAAAAGAUCUCCCCGCACUGUCCGAGGCGGCGAAAGUGUGUGUGGACAUUCUGAAUGACAUCGCUAACUAUUCCGCCGCUGUGUGUCGGACGUGUAUGGAUUAUAAAGGCAUGUUGCGCUUCAUCAGAGAGGCUUUAGAAAUGUGGCGGAAACCUCUGCAUAGCGGCCAAUUAUCGCCGGAACACGCCAACCACAUGUACACGUUCGUUGGAUUAGUACAUAAUUCGUGUAUGUGUUGUACAACCGUGACUGCUACUGUCCGCUCCUCCGGGAUCAUCAAAGUGCUUAAGGAGAUCCUGCUGUACCCAGACCUUAGUAACGAGUACGGUAUGAUGGUGGUAGCCGCGAUUGCCGACAUCAUGGACGAAGGAGACAGUGACUCGGUGCUUCGGAAGGAUGAUGACUACAAGUGGGUCAGGUUAUUUAUAGAUCACCUUAAAGAGGCAGUAAAAUGUCCUGUCUUGCAACACAACGGAUGGUUUUCGUUCGAAUGUGGCCGAGUGCUACGACAGUUAUCCUGUUUUGAUGCCAACAAGAUGAUUCUAGUAGACCUGCAUACUUUGCCAGCUCUUGUUGAAUUAGCGCGGAUUAAUGAAGAAAUAUGUCUUUUUGAGGCAGUGACGGCACUGAGUCAGCUGGCCUUCGAGCCCGGGGCACAGAAAGCAAUGAUCGAGGACGGAGAGGGACAGACGAUCCUCCUCCUUUUUGCACUGGCUAAAGAUUGCACAUUCCAGGAGAUACGGGAGAUAGCGCGUGGUACGAUCUGGACCAUGGCCAUUCCACUUCGAGGGUCGCCAACCUACGGACCACAAGUGACCUCACUGUUUUCCAAGAAAACGCGAGGUCAUAUAAUGAUCAGUUACUCGAGAGAGCAGAGGCAGGUUUUACAGGAUAUCCGGGCGGAGUUGGAGGCAAAUAAAUUUACGGUGUGGAUGGACGUGGACAGAAUGAGGGGCGACGUGUACGAGAGAAUGGCAGAGGCUGUUGAAAAUGCCGCCGUCGUAAUUCUUGCCAUGUCAAGGAGCUACAAGAUGAGUGAAUACUGCCGGAGAGAGGCGGCGUACGCUGGAAAGUUAAAUAAACAAGUUAUUCCACUUAAGGUCGAGAAGGACUACGAUCCUGAUGGCUGGCUCGGUAUAAUGACGGCCGGCUCGUUUUUCUAUGACUUUGGAAGGAAAUCGUUCAAGUCUGUUAUGGCUAAACUCCUCCAUGAGCUCCAGCACUUGGCUUAUCGACAAGGAGAGGGCGUGGAUAGCCGCCGUAAAUCACCAGAAGCUGCCAUUCCCACCAGUGCGGUUCCAGAGCCCCCUCCCAUUCAGCUAUCUUCCUCAAUGACAUAUUCAAGCCAAAAUAACAGGAUCGCAUCCCAGACAUCUCGGGUGACUUACAUGUCCAGAAAGAAAUUCCGAGAUAUUGAUAAGCAGACAUUUCAGGAAUGGCUCGAUAACUACCAACUACCAAGAGACCGAUUUGAGUCUCUAAGACCAAAGGACAUAUUGUUUCUUGCCAGAAUGAAGGACGAGGCUCCAGAAAGUUACUACUCUAUAGGUAGGAGGCUGUUCAAAGACAAAUCAGACCCUUUAUUAAAAACAAGGAUAAUGGCGGACCUUACCGAGGCACUUGACGAUCUCGUAUGAUGACGUUUAUGUACGACCUCCUUUAUAUGUUUGAAUGAUUUCAGUGCCAUGUCAGUUGAUUGAAAACGGUUGAUUUUUUUUAGAUUUACAACAAAGAUUAUGGCCGUCAGGUCAAACAUGAUUUUCACUUCAGUCAACUGAAAGGUCUAGAGCUUUAGAUAGCAUUUCAAUUUUAGUGCAAAUGCUGGUCAUUUCCGACGCUUCAGGGGUUAUGCUUACUUACGCUCUCUGCAUUCGGGGUGCAGGGAAUACAAGUGAGCGUAACCUCUGGAGUAUCCAGGAUACUAGUUACCGUAAGUUUGACUCCUGAUGACGGCGGUAACUUAUAUGGAACAUGUAAACAUCGUCUUAAAAUAAUCGUUAGUAUAUUGUUUAUUAUAUGGGCAACAAUUGGUGAAAGUAUGAAUUGUCUACGUCAAAUUCAAUGUCAAUUGUUUUGUAUGUGUGAUUAAAUUAAAAUUAGCGCAGCAGUUGGAAAGGUUCAGGAUUUAAAUAAAUACAACGUCUGUCGGGACAGUGGAAACGAUUUUAAUCAAAGGCUUAUUAUCUGUUACCUGACAAAGAGGAAAAACCAUAUUCACUUCUCAUAUUAGUUCUAUUGUAAGGAGUGUAUGUAACAGUGUGUGAAUGUGGGAGGAUUGUAUGUGACACAGUGAAACUUUCGGAAGAUGUUGUGUGACACAUCGUAACUUGGGAAGAUGGUGUGAGGCACACUGUAACUUGGGAAGAUGGUGUGAGGCACAUUGUAACUUAGGAAGAUGGUGUGAGGCACAUUGUAACUUGGGAAGAUGGUGCGAGGCACAUUGUAACUUGGGAAGAUGGUGCGAGGCACAGUGUAACUUGGGAAGAUGGUGUGAGGCACAUUGUAAAUUGGGAAGAUGGUGCGAGGCACAUUGUAACUUUGGGAAGAUAAUGUGUGACACAUUGAAACUUUGGGAAGAUUGUGUGUGACAAAGUGUAAUUUCGGGAAGAUGGUGUGUGAAGCACAUUAUAACUUUGGGAAGAUGGUGUGUGACAAAGUGUUACUUUGAGAAGAUGGUGUGUGACAAAGUGUAACUUCGGGAAGAUGGUGUGAGGCACGUUGUAACUUUGGGAAGAUAGUGUGUGACAAAGUGUGAAUUUGGGAAGAUUGUGUGUGACAAAGUGUAACUUCCGGAAGAUUGUGUGAAGCACAUUAUAACUUUGGGAAGUUGGUGUGUGACAAAGUGUAACUUCGGGAAGAUGGUGUGAGGCACGUUCUAACUUUGGGAAGAUAGUGUGUGGCACAUUGUAACUUUGGGAAGAUGGUGUGAGGCACAUUGUAACU